Metarhizium album ARSEF 1941 is the source of this 1023-nucleotide messenger RNA. RefSeq lists its product as uncharacterized. The coding region runs from base 1 to 1023 and encodes 340 amino acids. NCBI's taxonomy places the organism in Eukaryota, Fungi, Ascomycota, Sordariomycetes, Hypocreales, Clavicipitaceae. The transcript is spliced from 2 exons. The record is from RefSeq and is a predicted model, not a curated record.
AUGGCCCCCAACUCGCCCCCCAUGCUCCAAGUGGGACCGAUGAUGCCGUGUCAAGGUGUGAGUGAAACUUCAUCCACGAGCCAGAGACCACGGAGUACUCACCUGCUUGUGAGCACGAGCCGAGAGUUUGCUGGCUCGCCAUCCUGGCGCUCACUCCUCACUCUUAGCGCCGUGUUUCCAAAGUUUGCAUUGCAUUCGGGCCACCUGCCGCCAAUGUUUGAGCAACCCGGGGCAAAGAGAGUCCGCCGCGAGGACUUGGACAGCGACGAUGAUGACGACUCUCCGCGGAGCGACAGUGCAGGCGAGGGCAUCGACCUAGAUUUGCAGGCGAGGCUGAAUGCACAAAUCGCCAAGGCACUGGGCAUGGAUGUCCACGCGGGCCCGAGGUCGGAACCUCACGCAGGGCCUCAUCUGCCACGCCAGGAUUCCAGCGGGGAGGGGGACGCCCAAGAGGUCUCGAGACGGGAAAUGGUGCGUGAAGGCUCCGACGGCGACCUGGGCGAGUUUGAUUUCCGCCUCUUUGGCACGGCUGGCGCGCCGUGCAAAGUCGUGCUGGAAGAGCAUGCCGAGCCGCUCGGAGGGGGCGCCCUGGUACGUGGACGGCCUUGUUCGUAUUACUCGGCGCGAAAUGUGUCCGACGGCCGGAGGCGGGAGUACUUGGCUGCGGCGGUGACGGGAGACGAGGUCGUCGAGCGAUCGUACAGGCCGUCGUGGGGAAUGCAGUUGCCGUGGAAGGUGACGAGGGCGACGGUCGUGAAGAGGGCAAGAUUCGAGGAGGGCGCGGAGACGGGGGACGGGAAGACGAGGAAGCGACCGGGCAAGAAGAGGCGGGUUGCGGCGCGUGUCAAGGCCAAAGCCAACGAGGAGAGGGCCGAGGCCGAGGCGCGGAAGGCCUUGGACAAGGAGGAGCAUUUGAAGGAGAAGAAGAAGAGGAUCAACCGCUUGAAGAAGCUGAGGAAGAGGGCAAAGAGGAAGGUGGGCAAGGGCGAGGAGCACGACGCGGGGGAGAGUGAUGGCGAAUAG